UAUUCUGUUUCGCUUUUAUUUAUUAUAACUUUACUUUUUUAUGUUGAUAUCACAUACGAAAUAAUUAUUGUACAGUUAAAGUGAUGUAGUUUUAGUUUAUUCAACAUGCCUGUAAAUAAACUACUAUGUAAAUUGUCCUUUACAUAUAGAGAUGUGAUAAGAAAAUCUCUCAUACCAUUUAGAAAAUUUAGUAACCAUAGCAAACUUCAAACAGGAUAUCUUUUUGUAGGUAAAACAGAUAGGUUUAAUGGAAUAACAGUAAAUACUGCAUUAGAAAAUUGUGAAAGAACAAACUUAACAAAAAAUCUUGAAGCUUCUAUACAGAAAUGGUCUUCAGAGGGAAAGAGAUGCAUUUGGUUUAAAGUUAACAUAAAAGAUUCCUUCUAUGUUCCAGUACUAGCAGAGAAAGGAUUUAAUUUCCAUCAUGCCAGAGAUGACUUUGUGAUGAUGUACAAAUGGCUACCCAUAGACUCUGCACCUAAUCUACCUCCGGCGUGUCACACCAAUUUGGGAGUGGGUGCUUUGGUGUUUAACAGCAGGAAUCAGCUUUUGGCCAUAUCAGAAAAACACUAUGAAUACCCUCAUUGGAAGCUUCCAGGUGGCUAUGUGGAACAAGGUGAAGAUAUAAAAGAUGCAGCAGUUAGAGAAGUAAAAGAGGAGACGGGAGUUGACUGCACAUUUGUCUCCUUGCUCACAUUUCGACACCAGCAUAAUAUGAUGUACAAUAACUCUGAUAUAUACAUGCUACUUAUGAUGAAAGCACUCACAGAAGACAUAGUUUUAUCGCACAGAGAAGUCAAAGAGUGUAAAUGGAUGUUUAUAGAUGAAUAUUUAAAUCAUCCGCAUGUCCACCAAUUCAAUCGUAUUAUUGUAGAAAAAGCGAAUGAAUAUAGAAAGAAAAAUUUGAGGUUGGAUUUAGAAAGGAAAACUGUAAAAUGGUCGCAAUACACAAGGGAGAUGACAUAUUUGACUAUAAAUGAUUAUGAUUAUAAAUAAAUAUAUUUCUUUAAA
Messenger RNA from Papilio xuthus (Asian swallowtail), 1011 nucleotides. Its product is annotated as nudix hydrolase 8-like. The record is from RefSeq and is a predicted model, not a curated record. The transcript has 5 exons. Bases 106 to 996 code for a protein of 296 amino acids. Gene Ontology annotation, molecular function: NADH pyrophosphatase activity; ADP-ribose diphosphatase activity; NAD binding. NCBI's taxonomy places the organism in Eukaryota, Metazoa, Arthropoda, Insecta, Lepidoptera, Papilionidae.